This is a messenger RNA of Ananas comosus (pineapple), 1008 nucleotides long. Its product is annotated as eukaryotic translation initiation factor 5A-2. Lineage: Eukaryota; Viridiplantae; Streptophyta; Magnoliopsida; Poales; Bromeliaceae. The coding region runs from base 185 to 664 and encodes 159 amino acids. The record is from RefSeq and is a predicted model, not a curated record. Gene Ontology annotation, biological process: positive regulation of translational termination; positive regulation of translational elongation. The transcript has 6 exons. Gene Ontology annotation, molecular function: RNA binding; translation elongation factor activity; ribosome binding.
GUUAACAAAAGCCCGUGGGCUCCGGCGGCGUCCCGCACCUUCCCGUUUCGAGGCGUGCGGUAUUUAAGGAGCUCUCCUUCGACACCCCCGUCGCCGUUCCCCUCUUCUUCGUCCCCCCCCAACACCCACCUCUCUCCCUUCCCUAAGGUAUUUUCUUGGAUUGCUCUUUUGGGAGCUUGGAAUCAUGUCGGAUGAGGAGCACCACUUCGAGUCGAAGGCCGAUGCGGGAGCGUCGAAGACGUACCCGCAACAAGCGGGGACGAUCCGCAAGAACGGGUACAUCGUGAUCAAGGGGAGGCCGUGCAAGGUUGUGGAGGUUUCAACCUCAAAGACUGGGAAGCACGGACAUGCCAAAUGUCACUUUGUUGGUAUAGACAUUUUCACCUCCAAAAAGCUUGAAGAUAUUGUGCCUUCUUCUCACAACUGUGAUGCUCCCCAUGUUAAUCGUACUGACUACCAGCUCAUUGAUAUCUCUGAAGAUGGAUUUGUGAGUCUGCUUACUGAAAAUGGCAACACCAAGGAUGACCUGAGGCUCCCAACUGAUGAGAAUCUGCUCACUCAGAUUAAGGAUGGGUUUGCAGAAGGGAAGGAUCUGGUGGUGACGGUGAUGUCCGCCAUGGGCGAGGAGCAGAUCUGUGCUCUGAAGGACAUCGGCCCAAAGUAGCUCUCCUGCGCCAACUACUACUACUACUGGUUCCUUUUUCUUUUAUUUAUAUAUAAACCAAUAUAUAUAUUAUCUAAGGGGAUAAUGGAGCCAAUCGAGAAAACUGCGAAGAUAUAUCAAUGUUGUUUCCUAUCAGACGUUAAUCCUGCUUGAGCUGGCUUUCGCCAGCUAUUGCUGGGUUGGUAAUUUAACUAUUCGUAAGAACCGGGGUGUUUAUAUUCUAUUUUAAAGUGGGGAAUGGCGACGGUCUGUGAGAUUUAUUUCUGGCUUUUAUGGUGCCGUUGGAUGUAUACCAACUGGAUCUCUGAUUUACUGCAGGUAUCGCCUAUUUGUUGCCCUCGUAA